AUGAGUGUAGUCGGCGUUGAUUUCGGGACUCUUAACACAGUUAUCGCUGUCGCCAGAAAUCGAGGUGUCGAUGUCAUUACCAAUGAAGUCUCAAAUCGAGCGACGCCUUCCCUAGUUGGAUUUGGUCCCAAGUCUCGAUACAUCGGUGAACCUGCAAAGACGCAAGAGAUCUCCAACCUCAAGAAUACCGUCAGCUCUCUCAAGCGCUUGGCCGGCCGAAGCGUCAAUGAUCCCGAUGUCCAGAUUGAGCAGAAAUAUGUCUCGGCCCUUCUCGUCGAUGUCAACGGCCAAGUUGGUGCCGAAGUGUCCUACCUAGGCAAAAAGGAGAAGUUCUCGGCUACUCAGCUGACAGCUAUGUUCCUAAACAAGAUCAAGCAGACAGCACAGAACGAACUGAAAUUGCCUGUUACUGACCUCGUCAUAAGUGUACCUGCGUGGUUCACAGACACUCAGCGAAGGGGUCUUCUGGACGCAGCUGAGAUUGCUGGUCUCAAACUCCUCCGUGUGAUGAAUGAUACUACUGCUGCCGCUCUUGGUUACGGUAUCACAAAGUUGGACCUACCUUCAGGCGAUGAGAAACCUCGCCGCGUGGCGUUUGUCGACGUUGGUCAUGCCGACUAUUCUUGUUCGAUUGUCGAGUUCAAGAAGGGAGAGCUGAGUGUCAAGUCUACAGCAUACGACCGUCAUUUUGGUGGACGUGAUUUUAACUUAGCCUUGGUCAACCACUUCCAGAAGGAGUUCAAGGGUAAAUACAGAAUUGAUAUCACGACUAACCCCAAGGCUAUGGUACGUGUCGAGGCUGCCGCGGAGAAGUUAAAGAAGAUCCUAUCUGCCAACCAACAAGCGCCUAUGAACAUCGAGUCGCUAAUGAAUGAUGUCGAUGUAACGGCCAUGAUCACCCGACAAGAGUUUGAGGCGUUGGUAGAGCCGCUGUUGAGCAGAGCUACGGUACCGCUAGAGCAGGCCCUUGCAGAGGCCGGGCUCAGUAAGGAGGAUAUUGAUGUGAUCGAACUAGUUGGCGGUUGCACACGUGUUCCUGCUCUUAAAGAGCGGAUUCAGUCAUUCUUCGGAAAGCAGCUCUCGUUCACUCUAAACCAGGAUGAAGCCGUCGCUCGGGGUUGUGCUUUCAGCUGCGCCAUCCUCUCGCCGGUCUUCAAGGUCCGUGAUUUCUCCGUCCUGGAUAUCGUCAACUAUCCCAUCGAAUUCUCUUGGGAGAAGGAUGUUGAUAUUCCGGACGAGGAUACGAGCCUUACCGUCUUUAACAAGGGUAACGUUCUUCCUUCGACGAAAAUCCUGACCUUCUAUCGCAAGCAGGCAUUCGAUCUGGAGGCUAGAUACGCCAACCCCGAACAGCUGCCUGGAAAGAUGUCUCCUUUCAUCGGCCGAUUCUCUGUCAAGGGUGUCAAGGCUGACCCCAAUACCGAGUUUAUGAUCUGCAAGCUCAAGGCUAGAGUCAACAUCCAUGGUGUUCUUAAUGUGGAGAGUGGAUACUAUGUUGAGGAUCAAGAGGUUGAAGAGGAAGUCAAGGAUGAGAAGAAGGAUGAGGGAGAUAAGAAAGAUCCAGACGCGAUGGAUACCGAUACCAAGAAGGGAGAUGACAAGCCCAAGACUCGAAAGGUCAAGAAGCAGGUUCGCAAGGGUGAUCUGCCUAUUGUUGCUGGAACCACCUCAUUGGACGAGAGCAUCAAGAACGCAUUAACGGAGAAGGAGGCAUCAAUGCUUAUGGAAGACAAGCUUGUUGCUGACACGGAAGAGAAGAAGAACGAGCUGGAGACGUACAUUUACGACCUGCGUAACAAGCUGGACGACCAGUACGCCGACUUUGCCAGCGAAGAGGAGAAGGAGAAGCUAAGGACGAAGCUCACUCAGAGUGAGGACUGGUUAUACGAAGAUGGGGAGGAUGCUACUAAGGCAGUUUACAUCGCUAAGAUGGACGAGAUCCGAGCCAUGGCUGGCCCUAUUACACAACGCUAUUUCGACAAGGUAGAAGCAGACCGUCAAGCCCUACAAGCCAAGCUUGAUGCCGAAGCUGCUGCCAAGAAGGCCGCCGAGGAGGAGGCUCGAAAGGCAGCUGAGGCGGAGAAGGGAGAAGCUACCAAGGAUGAGGAAAUGACCGAUGCAGAGGCUCCCAAGGCCGAGACCGAAGAAGCCCAGUCGUAG
Daldinia childiae is the source of this 2160-nucleotide messenger RNA. RefSeq names its product Heat shock protein hsp88. The record is from RefSeq and is a predicted model, not a curated record. The coding region runs from base 1 to 2160 and encodes 719 amino acids. NCBI's taxonomy places the organism in Eukaryota, Fungi, Ascomycota, Sordariomycetes, Xylariales, Hypoxylaceae. Gene Ontology annotation, cellular component: cytosol; nucleus. Gene Ontology annotation, molecular function: ATP binding; ATP-dependent protein folding chaperone. Gene Ontology annotation, biological process: protein folding. The transcript has 6 exons.